GGGGGAAGAGGCACAAAGUGAAGCCACAUUGCCAAACUUGCCCGGCGAUUGCAGCAGCGAGCGGCGGCGGCGCCCUGCGUGUGCGGCUCAGCGGCGGGGACCGAGCUCUGCAGCUCCCCUCCCGGGAAGCGGGAGCGGGAGGAAGGACCCGGGCAGACGCCUCUCAUAGCAAUAUCUAUAUUUUUCCAGCCUGGGCUGCCCCUUGCCGGGCGGGGGGCUCCCUCCAGCGCUCCCGACAGCCGGCGAGAGGGCGAGCGCUGUGCUUAUUUCUUUGCAAGGAGACCUCUUCAGGCACCCCGAGCGGCGCUCCCCGGCCUUUUGCAAUAUAGAGGGGAAGCAGGCCAUGGUGAACCCCGGCGGCAGCGCGCAGCCGCCCCCGGUCACGGCGGGCUCCCUCUCCUGGAAGAGGUGCGCCGGCUGCGGGGGGAAGAUCGCCGACCGCUUCCUGCUCUACGCCAUGGACAGCUACUGGCACAGCCGCUGCCUCAAGUGCUCCUGCUGCCAGGCCCAGCUGGGGGACAUCGGCACCUCCUGCUACACCAAGAGCGGGAUGAUCCUCUGCAGAAACGACUACAUCAGGUUAUUUGGAAACAGUGGUGCUUGCAGUGCCUGUGGACAGUCCAUUCCUGCUAGUGAGCUGGUCAUGAGGGCACAGGGCAACGUCUAUCAUCUUAAGUGUUUUACAUGCUCUACCUGCCGGAAUCGCCUGGUCCCCGGAGAUCGGUUUCACUACAUCAAUGGCAGUUUAUUUUGUGAACAUGAUAGACCUACAGCUCUCAUCAAUGGCCAUUUGAAUUCACUUCAGAGUAAUCCACUACUGCCAGACCAGAAGGUCUGCUAAAAGGUCAGAGUAAUGCAGAAUGCGUGCCUUCAUCUCAAAUUUUGUUCAUCACAGAUGGAUCCCAUGUCUCCAAGUAGACAAGUCACCUUUGUAGCUAGCAUCAAUGCCAGCUCCAUACCAUUGCACCUUCUUUAUUCUUGAUUGCCCUUCCCACAUUUAUUGGUGUAUUAAAAUGACUGAAUAUGAACAUUAAGGACUCCAUGAACCUGGGCUAAUGGGAGACUGUAGAGAAAAUGAAAAAAGAUCCACCGGAGGACAUCUUUGGGGGGGUGGGUGGGGAAGAUGACUAAUGAAGCUAAUUAAAAGAAGCAUUGAAAUCUGCUUUCUACCCUCAUUAACAAUUAGCAGGGCACUGGCCAGUUUGUACCCUGUGUUUUACCUUAACAACAUUCUAUUUGCUCUUUGUAUAUUUAAGUGUUGUAAGGAAAUGUGUUUCAAUCAAACUGAACAUGAGAUAAAGAUGUGGCUUUUGUGAUAUUCUAUCACAAACACUUUUAUUGUAUCUCUGUAAAAUACAAUGUAUGUAUGCAUGUAAGUGUUUUUGUCCUAAUGUUGCUACUUCCCAUGGCAAAAAAAAAAAAAAAAAAG
Lepidothrix coronata (blue-crowned manakin) is the source of this 1429-nucleotide messenger RNA. It is a transcript of the gene LMO4, whose product is annotated as LIM domain only 4. Bases 344 to 841 code for a protein of 165 amino acids. Lineage: Eukaryota; Metazoa; Chordata; Aves; Passeriformes; Pipridae. The transcript is spliced from 5 exons. The record is from RefSeq and is a predicted model, not a curated record.